CAUCUCGCAGAGAGAAGAGACCAUUUACGCCGGCUGCCGAGGAAAUGCAGAAAAAGGGAAAACGCUAAAAAAAAAUAAAAAAAAUAUGGCAACAUCUAAGCGAUAAAGGUCAUGACGCCGAACUGAAGCUGGUUGGCGAAUGUUCCUCAACGUCUCCGCUGCGGCUGUUACCCGAGCGGAGCCACCCCGAGGUCUGCGGCGCUUUGAACACGGUCACGGAGACGAGGAGGUCACCGCCGGGGGAACGGAACGAGACGAGAGGAUUAAUCGGAUCCCUCCUCACCUCCAGCCCCAGCACCCUCACCACCCCUCCAACCCCCCCAGCCCCCCUUCCUUCGUAAACAACACCUGCGCCACCAAUGGGGGCAGCGCCUGGCUGUUCCCCGUAGCCCAACACGGCAACAUGCAAGAUGAGAUCCUCGAGUCGGACAAGUCCAAGGCCUUGGACCUCCAGGACAUGCAGGACAAGUCUCAGCUCCAGGCCCAGCCUCAGGCCCUGUCCCCGGGCCACCAGCAGCAGCAGCAGGAGGCGGCGGGAGGCCUCGGAGAGCUCGAGGGAGCUCUCCUCGAAGACGGCCAGUUGGAGAAGGGCUCUUUGGAGAGCAGUGGCGGGAAGGAGAAGCUGAGGAUGGAUUCCCCCGUGCUGAGCGGGUUUGACUACCAGGACGGCCUGGGGAUGGGUACCAGCUGCACACAGUCCACCUCCUCCUCGUCCUCACUCACCAGCUUCAACAACUGGUCCCCCGCGGUGCCGUCCGCCCAGUCUCCGGUGGUCGGCGAGGACGUCGGAGGGUUCUUCGGCCCGACCGGCUCCAACUCCAACGGACCCCCGCUGCUGUUCCAGAACUUCUCCCACCACGCCGCGCCCGACUUCGGCGCCGGAGGUAGCUUCUCCCCGCAGAUCGGCCCCGUGUCGCAGCACCACCCGCCCGCGCCCCACCCCCAGCACUACCACCCCCACGGCCAGGGAGUCCCCCAGCAGCACCGCCGCUCCCCGGCCAGCCCUCACCCGGCCCAGCCCUCCUUCCCGCCGCACCCCCACCGCACCGGGCCGUUCACCCAGCUGCCCCACCUCGCGCCCGCCCAGAGCAAACCCCCGUCACCCUGGGGAAGCUACCAGAGCCCCUCCACUCCCACCUCCACCUCCUGGAGCCCCGGUGGGUACAGCGGCUGGGGGGGAACGCAGGGCGUCCGGGAGUACAGGCGCGGGGUCGGCGGCGGCGGCGGCAUGCCGGGUCUCAACUCCAUCUCCCCGCUGAAGAAGUCGUUCCCCAACAAUCAGGUUCCGUCUCAGAAGUUCCCCAGGAACAGCUCCGGUUUCAAUCACAAGGGCUGGGUGGAGGACGGCAUGAGCCGCAGCGACAGCGUCUACCCUUUCCAGGUGAGCGCAUCGCAGCAGGAGAGAACUCGGUCCUUUGAUGGGUUCAGUAUGCAUUCUCUGGAGAACUCCCUGAUUGACAUUAUGAGGGCUGAGCAGGACUCCUUGAAAGGACGCUACAGCUUCUCCCACCAGGCUGGAGACGGGCCUCUACCCAUGAACGCGAGAAGUUAUGGCAGAAGACGAGGCCAUUCCUCUCUGUUCCCGAUGGAGGACGAGCGCUCCUUCGGCGAGGACGAGUCCGGCGAGCAGGGCCUCACGGGCCUCGGGUCGGCCCACUGCUUCCCCCACCUCAACGGGGAGCGCGUGGAGCGAUACUCACGCAAAGUGUUCGUGGGCGGGCUGCCCCCGGACAUCGAUGAAGAUGAGAUUACUGCCAGUUUCCGCCGGUUCGGCCACCUGUUCGUGGACUGGCCUCACAAGGCGGAGAGCAAGUCCUACUUCCCCCCGAAGGGAUACGCAUUCCUGUUGUUUCAAGACGAGAGCUCCGUCCAGGCCCUGAUCGACGCCUGCAUCCAGGAGGACGGCAAGCUGUACCUGUGCGUCUCCAGCCCCACCAUCAAAGACAAGCCGGUCCAGAUCCGGCCCUGGAACCUCAACGACAGUGACUUUGUGAUGGACGGCUCUCAGCCGUUGGACCCCAGGAAAACCAUCUUUGUGGGCGGCGUCCCCCGCCCCCUACGCGCAGUGGAGCUCGCCAUGAUCAUGGACCGCCUGUAUGGGGGCGUGUGUUACGCUGGGAUCGACACGGACCCCGAACUCAAGUAUCCCAAAGGGGCGGGGCGAGUGGCCUUCUCCAAUCAGCAGAGCUACAUCGCGGCCAUCAGCGCCCGCUUCGUCCAACUGCAGCACGGGGAGAUUGAUAAACGGGUGGAAGUGAAGCCAUACGUCCUGGACGACCAGCUGUGUGACGAGUGCCAGGGCACCCGCUGCGGGGGCAAGUUCGCGCCGUUCUUCUGCGCCAACGUCACCUGCCUGCAGUACUACUGCGAGUACUGCUGGGCCGCCAUCCACAGCCGGGCCGGGCGCGAGUUCCACAAGCCGCUGGUGAAGGAGGGCGGAGACCGGCCGCGACACAUCUCCUUCCGCUGGAACUGAGGCGAGA
Molecule: messenger RNA, 2483 nt
Organism: Pseudoliparis swirei
Lineage: Eukaryota; Metazoa; Chordata; Actinopteri; Perciformes; Liparidae
Product: cytoplasmic polyadenylation element-binding protein 4-like
Exons: 13
Coding region: 140-2476 (778 amino acids)
Biological process (GO): negative regulation of cytoplasmic translation
Cellular component (GO): neuron projection; cytoplasm; nucleus
Molecular function (GO): mRNA 3'-UTR binding; ribosome binding; translation factor activity, RNA binding
Source: RefSeq, a predicted model, not a curated record